CAUCAAUUCUAUUACCAUCAUAAUCAAAGUUACAUCCAUCAACACUAUCACCAACCAAGUGUUGUGAAUUCUAACAAAUAUUAUCAUCACAAUUCUCAAAAUCAACACAUGGAACAAAAGACUAAGCCUCGGUUCGACUUCGCCAACCUGCCCAGGUGUGUCAGUCAAGAGAACGAAGCCAGAUGUAAACAGACAGAAGAGACAACUGUCCGAGUGGUCAGUCAUGGACUUCCAGCCGUGCAUUCUCUCAGAACCAAGAAACAGUUCAUCUGCAAGUUCUGUUCCCGGGAGUUUACCAAGUCCUAUAACCUGCUGAUUCACGAGAGAACGCACACGGACGAGCGGCCGUUCUCCUGUGAGUGCUGUGGCAAGGCGUUCAGGAGACAGGAUCACCUCAGAGACCACAGGUACAUCCACAGUAAGGAGAAGCCCUACAGGUGUGCAGAGUGUGGGAAAGGCUUCUGUCAGGCUCGAACCCUUACAGUUCACAAAGCCAUGCAUUUACAGCAAUCGUCGGCUCCAAAAGUUGGACAGAGAAGACAUCGUCUCAAACAACUGCCCGUCCUAGCUUCAGUCGUGUCAUCUUCAACCCUACCGUCAAAUCAGUUAUAA
This is a messenger RNA of Candidula unifasciata, 612 nucleotides long. Lineage: Eukaryota; Metazoa; Mollusca; Gastropoda; Stylommatophora; Geomitridae. The record is from the annotation of a GenBank genome assembly.